AUGUCCAGUAACAAAAAAAAUUCUAAUCGAACCAAUGAUCAUAAAUUAAAACAACAAUUUGAUUUUGAUAAUGUUUAUGUAUUAGAAAAAGAAAAUGCAGAGGAUCAAACUGAUGCUGUAGAUAAGUCACAUGCCAUUAAUGUAUUAGAUGAGAACGUUUUAUCACAAAAAUUAAGUCAAUUAUCGUGUUCUCAACCACAUCAACAACAGAAUGUAAAACAAUCGAAUAAGAUUCCGAAUUAUUUAUCUAACAAGAAUAAAUCAUUUCAAAAGCUAAUUAAAGAAAUAUUAUCCACGAUGAUAACAAGCAGAACAACAGUAUCUUCCGUGCCAUCUCAAAAUGAACAAGAUUUACGAGAUAUGGCUAUAUUAAUACAUAGAAUUAAAUCUGAACAAAUUUUUCAAUCUUUAUGGAUGACCUAUCUAAAAUCAGGCACGGGUCAAUUGAAAGUAGAUCCGAUAGGUCCAUCGGUUUGGCCACUUCAAGUUAGAACAAUUGUGAAACAAGCAAAUAAAACAGGUAGUAAUGAAAAUGUUACAUGUAUGGCAUUAGUUAAAGAUCGUCUACAUGAAUUCAAUGUUCGAAUACAACAAUAUCAAACAGAAUUAGAUAUUUAUAAAUAUCGUUUGCAAGGUAAUAGAGAAACUAUUUACCAAACUAUUGAAACAUUUAUUCAACAAUAUCUUGAAACUCUACGUAAAAAAAUUGAACAUAAAAUUAUAUUAGUUCAAUAUGAUUAUAACGACCGAGUAUUGGAACUUGAAUUUCUUCAACAAAAUCCAAGUGAAUAUUGUAUCAAAUUAUAUAAACAGCUGUAUGAUGCUAGAUAUAAAAAAGAUAUUACACGAGAAGAAGUACAGUUAGUUGAACAACGUAUUUCGUAUUAUAAUAUAAAUAGUUCUCAAUCACAUCGACAAAUCUCUCAUCCAACAUUUUUUAGCACAAUUCUUAAUCAAGAUGUUCAACAACAAAUAUAUGAUCAAUUAACAAGUGUAGUUGAACAAGCCAAGGUGGACAUGUUGAAUCUCUAUGUUAAAACAGCUGAAAUGCAAAUGAAAACUUAUGACAAACAGUAUAAUAAAGAAUUAGACAAAAUGUUUAUAGAACGAAAGCAACAAUCCUUAGCAGUUGAACAACAAUUAACUACUGUCAUGCUUAAUCUACUUGAGAAACGUGCUGAUAAUAGACAAGAACGUAUCCGAUGUGUAAAUCAAUUUAAAAUUCAUUGUCUUCAUUCGAACUCUAAUCAUUAA
Molecule: messenger RNA, 1254 nt
Organism: Rotaria sp. Silwood2
Lineage: Eukaryota; Metazoa; Rotifera; Eurotatoria; Philodinida; Philodinidae
Source: the annotation of a GenBank genome assembly